Varanus komodoensis (Komodo dragon) is the source of this 1341-nucleotide messenger RNA. RefSeq names its product microtubule associated protein 6 (gene MAP6). NCBI's taxonomy places the organism in Eukaryota, Metazoa, Chordata, Lepidosauria, Squamata, Varanidae. The coding region runs from base 1 to 1341 and encodes 446 amino acids. Gene Ontology annotation, cellular component: dendrite; axon; Golgi-associated vesicle. The transcript has 4 exons. The record is from RefSeq and is a predicted model, not a curated record. Gene Ontology annotation, molecular function: calmodulin binding; microtubule binding. Gene Ontology annotation, biological process: cytoskeleton-dependent intracellular transport; microtubule cytoskeleton organization; regulation of microtubule cytoskeleton organization.
AUGGCCUGGCCGUGCAUCAGCCGCGCCUGCUGCAUUGCCCGCUUCUGGAACCAGCUGGACAAAGCCGACAUCGCCGUGCCUUUGGUCUUCACCAAGUACUCCGAAGCCACCGACAUCCCAGGGACGCAGGUGGUCCUGCAGCAGCAGCCCCACCCGCCCUCGGCCAUCGAGAGCCAGCCGGCGGCCCUCGGGGGUGACUUGGACGGGGCCUCCAGGGCGGCCCCCGCAGCGGCUGACCAUGCCCCCGGGGCCUCGGGCGGGCCGCCGAAAGCCGGGCAGCCCCAGCCCAAGGAGCCAGUGUCGGCCGACUCGGUGAUGCGCCAGGACUACAAGCCGUGGAAGGUGCAGAGGCCGGAGCCAAGCUACAAGCCGCGAAGCGAGUACCAGCCGUCGGAGACCCCCUUCCAGAAGGAGAGCCAGUACCAGAAGGACUUCCGCCCCUGGCCCAUCCCCAAGAGAGGGGACCACCCCUGGAUCCCGAAGCAGAUGCCGAUUCCCGCUCUGGAAGCGGAUAAGGGGCCGAAAGAGAGAUCCGGCAGCCAGGAGAGGAGGAGGAAGGCCCAGGUGGGCCCAGAGGAGGAACCAGGGAGAGAGGAGGUGGCGGCGGCCGGCAAGCCGAGCUGGCCCGAGGAUGGAAAGGCGAAGAAGACCAACAAGCGGUUCUAUCUGGCAGAGGACGGGGUGCAGGAGCAGCAGCCCCCCGGGACCUCCGGGCCCCCGGAGGGCAGCAAAGGGCGAGCGGCCGUGGAUGCGCUCAACUGGCAGAUCAAGGAAGAAGUCACGGCACGGGUGAGCACAUCCUCCUACAGAAAUGAAUUUCGACCCUGGACAGACAUCAAGCCGGUGAAAGCCAUCAGGGCCAAGUCUCAGUAUAAACCUCCAGAGGAGAAGAUGACCCACAAAACCAGCUACAACACCCAGUUCACUGCGGAAUCUGCCAAGCCUGGUCCGUCGGAUAACAAGUUCCUGGAGCACAGAAGGGUACGCAGCCUCUACAGCGAGCCCUACAAGGAACCUCCAAAGGUGGAGAAGCCUAGCCCUCAGCCUUCUAAACCAAAAAAGACGACCACAAGCCAUAAACCACUGAAAAAGGCCAAAGACAAGCAGACAGCGUCCAGUCGCUCAUCUAAGAAAAAGGGCGCCGAAGGUUCGAGUGCAGCGAACGCCGAGGAGAAGGAGAAAAGUAAAGAGAUGAACAAUAAAUUGGCCGAGGCGAAAGAGACCCCUGAUAAAACCAGCAGUGCUGCAGCCAAGGAACCAAGCUCCUUAGGACAGGCGCAGCGGGUGGAACCGAAGCCCCUGCCCGCCAUCCCCGAGGAAGCCGCCGGGACAAGCAUGUAA